AUUCUAGCAGUCUGUGUACUGAGCCGGGCGGGUGUGCAGAAGUUUCAUAACUGACUCAAUAUUACUAAAUUUAAAAUAAUAACAACAGAAAAUAUGUAAUUAAUGCAUGGCUCUCUUAUAAUUUGUGUGACUCUAUCAAUAGCAUCAAGAAAUUUGCAUAGAAGAACAUUGAAUAACAAAGCAAUAUGUGUUGGGUCAAUUCUAACCUCUACAAACUGAAAGUGACAGAAUGGCAGGUUACGAGUUUUCUAAUGAAAUGUAAAGUGGACUAAAUAUUCAUUCGAAGUAUUUCACGAAGAGCUCAGUGAAAUAUAUUUAAAACCAUAUAACUGCUUCAUUUACUAUAAUUAGUGGAAAAAGUGGACAAUACUUUCUUGCAGAUUGAAAUGUCAUGUGAAAAGUAAACAACUGGCCAUUAUAAAGAAAUUCUGUUGUUAAAAUGGGCAAAUUGAAAUAUCCAGGUCACAGAAGAAAAUCUAUUAAUCUUAUCAUGUUUUGAAGAAACAAUGGAAAAAAGAAAAGGGAAUAGAACGCGACUUAGCGAUCACAAACACAUUUUAUAAAGUUGAGGACCAUGAUGUGAAAGUGGACAUCAGCCUGGUGCCGCCAUGAAGCGGUCCUAUCCUUUCCUCGUAUUCCUGGCCACGGUGAUGGCUACAGCAACAUCAGCGGCCGUUCCCAAACAAAUAGUCAAAACAUUUUCGGAUCCGAAAGUGCAAGCUUUUAAUCAUCUUGUUAUUGAUAAAAAUACUGGACGCGUGUACAUAGGAGCCGUGAACCGUCUUUACCAACUUUCCCCCGAUCUUGAUUCAGUUAUCACCGAAGUAACAGGUCCUAAAUUGGAUUCAGAUGAUUGCUCAGUCCUAGAAUGUAAUACUGCGAUCAACAAAAAACUCACAGACAACGUUAACAAAGCUUUGGUGAUUGAUUACACCACAUCUAGAUUAAUAUCUUGUGGAAGUCUUUCUCAAGGUAUUUGCUCCGUUAGGCCUCUACAAAACAUAUCUGAAAGUAGCAUAGAAGUAAGAGAAGCUGUUGUGGCAAACAAUGCAACUGCUUCUACUGUGGCAUUUAUUGCCCCAGGUCCUCCAAAUCCUCCAGUAUCACAAGUAAUGUAUGUUGGAGUGACUUUUACCUUAGGAUCGCCGUAUCGGUCCGAAGUGCCAGCGGUGAGCAGUCGAUCCUUAGAUAAAGACAAAAUGUUUUCAAUAGCUCAAACGGCCGUAACGACGGGUACUAGAAUGUUCGUUAAUUCUUUAGCUAGGGAACGAUAUCCAAUUACGUAUGUAUAUGGCUUCUCCUCCGAAGGGUUUAGUUAUUUCUUGACAACGCAAAUGAAACAUACUACUUCUAGCCAAUUCAUCAGUAAACUAGUGAGAGUGUGCCACGAUGAUGAAAAUUACUAUUCUUAUACAGAAAUACCCAUGGACUGCAUUAGUGAAGCACAAGGGGGUAGAAAAUAUAAUCUAGUACAGGCUGCAUAUGUUGGUAAAGCGGGUUCCGAUCUUGCCUCAGAUUUGGGUAUAACAGCACAAGAUGAUGUACUGUUUGCGGUGUUUAGUGAAAGUGAUCCAGUGAUUGCCAAUAAACCUUCUGAUCUUUCGGCACUCUGCGUUUAUUCACUAAAGUCGAUUCGACGAAAAUUCAUGCAAAAUAUCAAGACGUGUUUCAGUGGAAAAGGACAACGAGGCCUUGAUUUCAUAUCUCCAAGUCAUCAAUGUGUACUAACGAAACUACAAACAAUAGGUGAAGAUUUCUGCGGUCUGGACGUCAACACACCUUUAGGUGGAGAACAUGCUUUGUCAGCUAUGCCAGUUCUUAUUUUCAAUACUCGUUUAACAGCUGUAGUUGCUACCUCUACUGGAGAUUUCACCGUUGUUUUCAUUGGUACAUCUACAGGUCACUUGAAAAAAGUAGUCGUAGAGUUGUCAAACUCCGCUUUGGAAUAUGGAGAUUUGACUGUCGAAGAAGGGUCUCCCGUAAAUCCGGAUUUGCACUUUGAUUCACAGUCUAUGCAUCUAUAUGCGAUGACAGAGAAAAAGGUAUCGAAAGUCAAAGUGCAAGAAUGUACCGUUUAUAGAAAUUGUUUAGAAUGUCUAGGAGUGAAAGAUCCCUAUUGCGGUUGGUGUUCCCUAGAAAAUAAAUGUAGCCUACGAUCUGAUUGUCAAGAUGCUGCCAAAGAUCCUCUAUAUUGGAUAAGUUACAAGAGUGGAAGAUGUACGACUAUAACAUCAGUAAUACCCAAUCAGUUACAAAGAACAACUGCAAGAACGUUGGAUUUGGUCAUUGACAAUUUACCAACACUAGAAGGACACUUCUUGUGUGCCUUUACAGCUCUCGAUAAAACAUUGAUAACAAAUGCUACAAGAAAAGGAUCAGGAGUGAACUGCACAACACCAAGAACUGAUGCUUUACCUUCAAUUCCUCCCGGACAACAUCAUUUUACUGCUAAACUGUCUGUUAGAAUGACUUCGGGUCCUGAUUUUGUAGCUACAAAUUUCACUUUUUUCGACUGCAAUACUUAUAGUUCUUGUACUCAGUGUGUUUCAUCCUCGUUUCCCUGUGAUUGGUGCGUUGAUGGCCACAGAUGUACACACGAUACUGCCGAAAAUUGCCGAAAUGAUAUUCUAGUUACUGGCAUCAGUAGAGCAGGGCCGAGCUACAGAUCGGGUCCGGCGUUUUGCCCAACGAUAAAUGCCACAGUGGGAAAUUCUCCGGAAAUCCUUGUUGCUUCUGGCAUAAAGAAGGCCAUUAAAGUGAAGGUUCACAUAAUUGGACAAUUUAUUGUUCAAACCAGAUUUGUUUGUCAAUUUAAUAUUGAAGGACGAGUGACCAGCGUAAAUGCUCAAUUACUUGGUGAUACUAUUUACUGCGACCCAAUGGAAUUUGCAUAUACCUCUCGAGCACCAAAUAUAACCGCUACAUUUGCUGUUAUUUGGGGAGGAUCCAAGCCUCUUGAUAAUCCUGAUAAUAUUCAUAUUGUGAUAUAUCGCUGUCGUGAUAUGGCAGACAACUGUGGAAUAUGUUUGGCACUAGCUGAAAAAUAUGAUUGUGGUUGGUGCCAAAGUUCUGAUCGAUGUGAGGUAAAGGACCAAUGCGAGAAAGGAUCUGCUGUUUGGUUGAAUAGAAGUCAAACAUGUCCAAAUCCAGAAGUAACAUCUUUUAGUCCAGAAUUGGGACCUUGGGAAGGAGGAACUAAUAUUACUAUUCAAGGUAUUAACCUUGGUAAAAACUUCCAGGAUAUCUAUUCUGGUAUUAGCAUUGCUGGAAUUAAUUGUCAACCAUAUGAACAUCUUUAUAUCAAAACUAAACAGAUUGUAUGUCAGGUUGAUGGGCCUGGUACUAAGGAACUGCGUCAAGGUCCUGUUACUGUUAAAGUUGAAGAUUACCGUGGCGAAUCUAAAAUGCAUUAUAGAUUUGUAAAUCCCAAUAUUACUGGCAUUUCCCCUAAGUGUGGACCAAAAUCUGGAGGAACAAUGUUACAAAUUACAGGGGAAUAUAUGAAUGCUGGUAGUAAUAUUCAAGCGUUCUUAGAUGAUCUUCCAUGUAGAAUUCUUUCCACUGAUCAAAAUCAAGCUUUAUGCAUAACCAGUGCGUCCGAAACUACUACCAAGAGAAAGCUGAGAAUGAAGUUUGAUAAGGGCGAUCGAUUUUUAGAUAGUAUGAUGUUUGAAUAUGUAGAUGAUCCUGUAAUCGAAUCUGCAGAAUCUGGUGUAGCUAGUCAAAUAAAAGUACCCAAAGGCAUACCAGCAGGCGGAAUAAAGAUUUCAGUUACUGGUAGAAACUUGGCUUUUAUACAAAAACCACAGAUGUAUGUUUUUUAUGAACAAAAAAUGUUUAUCAGUGAAUGUACUGUUUUAAGCAAUACAAGUAUGGUUUGCCUUAGUCCAGUUAUCGAUGCUGCUGAAGAUGUUAAAUUAGAUGCUGACAACCCAUUGAAAUUAGAAUAUGGAUUCCGUAUGGAUAAUGUAACUGGCGUUCAAAAUUUAACACUGAACAAAGAAUUUAAUCGAUUCCUUUUGUAUCCCAAUCCGAUAUUUAUACCAUUCGAAAAAGAAGUUAAAUACUACAAGUCUGAUUACCUCAAUAUUAAUGGUCAAAACAUUGAUCGUGCUUGCCAAGAAUCUGAUGUGCAAGUACUAAUAGGAAGAAGUACUUGUAAUGUAACAUCUUUAUCACGUCAACAGCUAACAUGUCGGCCUCCCGAAACUCAACCUCCUGCUAUUAACGAGCAAGAUGUACCAAAUGGUGAAGCAUUACCAGAAGUAGUUGUUAUAGUUGGGGGAUCUCUACAUUAUAACAUUGGAGUUCUUUCAUAUUCAUCACCUCAAGGAAUAAAUGGUUCAAUCACAAAACCCACACUUAUUGCAAUAAUAUGUGUAGCUGUUGCCAUCGUCAUCGUGUUUAUUAUCUUUUUGAUCGCCUACCGUAGAAAGUCCACUGAAAGUAAUCGAGUACUGAAGAAUAUGCAAGAACAAAUGGAUAUUCUGGAACUUAGAGUAGCAGCAGAAUGUAAAGAAGCAUUUGCAGAACUACAAACUGAAAUGACUGAUCUCACAGGAGAUUUGACUUCUGGUGGUAUACCCUUCCUUGAUUACAGAACUUAUGCCAUGAAAAUUUUGUUUCCCAAUGUUGAUGAUCAUAUCGUUCUCCAGUGGGAACGUCCAGAAUUAUUAUGCAAAGAUAAAGGUCUAAGGCUCUUUGGGCAACUCAUUAUGAAUAAAACUUUCUUAUUACUAUUCAUAAGGACUUUGGAAAGUAAUAGAUAUUUCUCUAUGCGAGAUAGAGUAAAUGUAGCCAGCUUAAUAAUGGUUACUUUACAAAGCAAAAUGGAAUAUUGUACAGACAUCCUCAAAACUCUUCUGGCUGAACUGAUAGAGAAGUGUAUGGAAGGAAAGAGUCAUCCCAAAUUACUGCUGCGCAGAACUGAAAGUGUUGCUGAAAAAAUGCUUAGUGCUUGGUUUACCUUUCUUCUUUAUAAGUUUUUGAGAGAAUGUGCAGGGGAGCCUUUAUUCAUGCUGUUUAGAGCGGUUAAGCAACAAGUUGACAAAGGACCAGUUGAUGCCAUUACUUCGGAAGCUCGUUAUUCGCUCAGCGAGGAGAAACUAAUAAGACAAUCAAUAGAUUUUAAGCCAAUGACCGUUUAUGUCUCCAUAUCACAACAGACUGUUUUUGUUGGAGGCAUGGAUCAUAAUACAGAUAAUGUUCCUGUAAAAGUUUUAGACUGUGAUACUAUUAGUCAGGUCAAAGAAAAAUCACUGGACACUAUUUACAGAGCCACACCUUAUUCGCUACGACCAAGAAAAGACGACUUAGAUCUAGAGUGGAGAACAGGUACCUCAGGCAGACUGAUUUUAUAUGACGAAGAUAGUACUACUAAAAUAGAAGGAGACUGGAAAAGAAGAAAUACUUUGCAGCAUUACAGAGUACCUGAUGGUGGAUGUCUAAACCUAGUAUCCAAGCAAAGUUCCAUUUAUAAUUUAAGUAUUUUCUCUGAGAAAAACGAUAAGUCUCACAAAUAUGAAACUCUAAAUCUCAGUAAAUUUAGUUCAGUAAGCCCUCCACUAAGUCGAGCAACUAGUCCAUUAAACCAUGACCACGAUCAAGGACUAAAGGUGUGGCAUCUUGUCAAACAUCAUGAUAAUGAUAAUCAAAAAGAAGGAGAAAGAGGAAACAAAAUGGUUUCGGAAAUAUAUUUAACCAGACUUCUCGCAACAAAAGGUACACUACAAAAAUUCGUAGACGAUCUGUUUGAGACAAUCUUCAGUACAGCGCAUAGAGGAUCUGCAUUACCUUUGGCGAUAAAGUACAUGUUUGAUUUUCUGGAUGAUCAAGCUUUACAACAUGGAAUAUCAGAUCCUGAAGUAGUACAUACAUGGAAGAGCAACUCUCUUCCAUUAAGGUUUUGGGUGAAUCUCAUAAAAAAUCCCAAUUUUGUAUUUGACAUACAUAAGUCUAAUAUAGUAGAUUCUUGUUUAUCUGUGGUUGCUCAAACAUUUAUGGAUUCAUGUUCAACGUCGGACCAUAGAUUAGGAAAAGAUUCGCCCAGUUCCAAACUUCUGUAUGCAAAAGAUAUUCCAUGUUACAAAGAAUGGGUAGAAAGAUAUUAUUCUGAUAUUAAGACGAUGCCAGCCAUAUCUGAUCAAGAUAUGAAUGCCAUGUUAGCAGAGGAUUCAAGGGUAAAUCUUCACACUACAGAAUUUAAUACAAAUUGUGCUCUGCAUGAACUCUACACAUAUGCUAUGAAGUACAACGAGCAAUUAACAGUUACCUUGGAGGAGGACGAAUUCUCCCAGAAACAACGACUGGCCUACAAAUUAGAGCAAGUUCACAACAUAAUGGCAGAAUCGGGGCAGCCGUGAUACUGGCCUGACCUGACGUGCCCCCCCACUGCUCCUCCUUUGUCCCCUAUAUUCCCUUCGGCACCUCAGGAACUGGCUUGCUGAUAAAAGUUUCAUGCCAAAUAUACAUAUCCAUUAUCAAAACAAUUUUUAUGUGUUAUGGAUUGCUGUUGUGCAAUUAUUGUUCAGUGUAUUGUGGAGCAGUGCUCACUCAGUGACUUCAAAGUGCCUCUGGUAGAUUGAGUGUGGUGCUAGCUCCAAAAAUGUGUACUAUAUUUUUAUGAUAACACUAGAAUAAUGCUUUACUGUGCUGAAGAUCAGCGUCUUAGUCUAGGCCCGUUUUCAAGAAAGCUUAGGCUGACACAGUUUCAUGUACAGUACUUUUAAUACACUUUAUUUCUAUAUUAAGGGUAAAAUGUACCUUAUUGUAUAAAUUGUGUAAACAGAAGAUAGAAUUUUUCAGAUCAUCGCACAAUACAGGGAAAAUUUGAUGAAUUUUGCAAAUUAUGAAUACCGCGCAAUAAGUAAAAGACAUGGUGACGCAACUUUUGCUGUUAUUUUGUUUUUUUUAACAUACAAAUUUGAGAUUAUCGAUAUUUAUGUAAUUUUACGUAAUUAAUUUAUAAUUGUAUAUCUUAUAUUAGACAAUGCAUUUUAUGCACACAUUAUAUUUACAGGCAUAAUAACUACGGCUGGCAGCUUUUUAAUUUUCUAUUAUUACGUUUUCUGAAAGAUUCAAAAUGUUUCUUUAAGAUAGGUGUGAAAAGAAAAUAAAAUAAUAUCAAAACACUGUAUUCCCUGCUUUUGCAGAGCAAGCUUCCUUGAAAACUUCCACAUCGAAAAUCUAUCCUCAACUAUCUUAUGUUAAAUACAUCAAAUAUUCAAUAGAAAAGAGAAGUCUUCAUGAGUACUUGAUUUCUAGUUUUUAUUUUUAGAAACAAAUUAAAUCAUUUAGUGAUUGGCGAUAUAACAAGAUAAGGUCAAAGCUUAGUUAAGAAAGAGUCAUAUUACAGAUUGUCGAAAAAAGUAUAAAUGCUGAUUCCAUAUCAGUUCCAUAACAUAUACCCACAUAAUUGAAGUUUCAAUUAAUAUAAAAUAAUGUACUUUUUCUUUUUUUUAUAAUUUUUUUUUUCAAGUGAUUAAAAGAAUGUAAUGAAAAGUGUAAACAAUAAUUGUUCAGUCAGCGACCAAUAUUGUCAAAAAACGAACAAAAUAAUUAUACAUUUUAUUUGGUAUCAAAUAUUGUUUUGUAUUGAGUAGGGUUUUAAUUUUUUCCUCUUAAAACAUCCCAAUAAACUAUUUUUUAAUUAUUUAUUCAUGGACCUAAUACUCAGUUAAUUGGCUGGUUCUCCAUACCACAUCUACAACGCAGAUCAUUCCCAUUUUUGCAGUAUAGGCCUUUCAACCAGUUUUGGUAAUUCAUAAACUUGAAUAUAAGGAACAGAAUGUCUUAGAUUUAAAUGUGAAUAUCUAGAAUUCCUAUUAUUUUGCUUAACAAUGUCACUUGAUCUCCUAAGUUUGUCAUAUAUACAUUCCAUGUCCCUAAUUCAUCUAAUUGAUUGACAAGUUUUACUGAUUUGCAAACAUGUGGAAAUAGGCAAAAAUUUAUCUAACUUGAGAAGUAGAAAACAGUAAUAUCCUGCAUUAUCUCUGGAAAUCAAAUUUCUAAAAUUUAAUUUUAAAAAAUUAUAGUAUAAUUAUUUGGAAUUUCACUAUUUCAUUGUUAUCGAGAAAAUUCAAUGAUAAAAAUUGUAAUAGUAGUCAGGUAUUUGAGAAACAUGUUAUUGUUUCUUAGAAUUGGGCUUUUAAAUUUAACACCAAUCCAAUUGCAAUGAAUAGAAAGUAUAUUAUAUUAUUGCAAUACAUUUGAACUACUUUGGUCAAAACUUUACUUUCCUUUCAAAAACCAUUAUUUUGCACGUUGUAGUACGGGAUAUUUAAUUCAGCAAAUUUUUAAGAUUGUAAGUAUAUUAAUUGAUUGAUGAUUGCAAAUUAUGGCUUUGAUUAGAUCGAUUAGUAAUGGCAGAAUUACUAUUUCUCAUGCAUGCUUCAUUGAUUGCUGUAACCAGAAUGAUAUUUUUUAUAAUAUAUACCAAAAAAAAAUUUGUUGUCAACGAAAAAAUAGUAAAAGAACGUAAAACGAUUGUCAAAUGAAGUCUGAAUAAUACUUUAGAUACGGGAAGUCUGAUUAAAUACAAUAAAUUAUAAAAUUUUAUAUUUGAAUAUUCGAUAAAUUUUAUACUGUCAUUUAAUAACAUAGUUAUUAGGGAAUGGUUAUUUGUAAUAUUUCAUCAGAGUGAUAUUUGGAUAUAGGUUGAAUACUAAAUGUUGCUCACUUGAACAUCAUUUUGUAUUUUGCAUAUGCAUUUAUCACAUAAAAAAUUUUUAAUUAAUGUAUUCAACAAAUAAAUUCUAAAAUUUAUCUGAGAACUAUGUUUUCUUACUUUGAUUGAAAUUAUUUGUAUUCCACAGUAUCAAAAAAUUAAUCUUCCAUUUAUUAAUUUUUAAUUCUGAUUUCUUUGAGUAACAACUACAAACACAAAUACUAUUUUGGAUAAGUGGAUCAGUUGGGUCUGAAGGCUGAGUUGGAUACAUUACAACUAAAUCUAUACAAAAUACAUUUUAGUUUAUCAAUCUGUGGAAAAUGAAGAUUCUAGUUAGUAUCCAAUACAUUAGUUUCGAAAUUGUAUUAAAUGACAGUAUGACGUAGAUUGUUUUAAUGCAUUUUACAGGGUUUAUGUUUUAUACUAGUUUAUUGUUUUUAUUUACAAGGAAGACCAUGAAAGUAUUACAUAACACCUGUAAGGCAUCAAAGGUGUUGAAUUUAUUUAAUUGAGCAAGAAAAUCUAACAUAAUUAAUUGUUUAGUAAUACAUAUUUUGUAAAAAGUUGCUGAGUGCAGUUCUAACACAUUGAUGUAAAUAUAUGUAUGUCUAAAAAUUUAGUUAUAAUUUUUCAAUUUCCCACUUAAUUUUCAGAUUUCAAAAUAUUUUUGUUUAUUAUGCAGUACCAUGUUUUUUAUGUGAGAUUAAAAUAAUGUGAUAAUGAUGAUGAUUACAUUUUACUUUGAAAAAAAAUUUUGUUGACCAAACUUGUAUAGGACUUUAAUCUUUUAUCCAUCUCCUCUGGAUCCGGAACGUCAGUUUGAGACAUUAGACUUCUAUGGGAGGAUGGAGAUUCCCUCCACAACAUUGCUACAUAAAAGUAUCCUAGAUUGCAGUUUAAUAUAUUGUUAGGCAUAGUGAUUAUUUUUCCCAGAGUUACAUAAUUGGUGGUUUUAUAAGAUGUCCAAUUUUUAGAUACAUCACUUCCUUAGGCAGACGAUCAAACUGUCAGAAUUUCACUAUGAAAUUUCACAAAAACAUCGACUUCUUCCUUAUGUAGUAUUAUGAUCAUAGUUUUUUGUCUUGUAUUCUGAGCUAUAAAAAUACCAUUUCUUUAGACUAAAAAGAUUUUUUUGUACACAUAACCUUAAGGUUAUGUUUGAAUAGAAUUAAUUUCCUUAGAUAUCUUUUGAUCUGCAAACUUUUAUAUGAAAUUAGAAAAUAUCGAAAUAGUUUUUUAACAGUGUCAGCAGUCCCUAUAAAAAAUUAUGAAAAUCUAGUAUUGGGAUGAUAUUAGACAAGAUAAUUGUGUAUCGAAACUAACGAGUCAACACAGGUAAUUGGCACGGAAAUGAUAGUUUCUAUCACAAUAAGCACAAUAAAUCAAAUCGACAAAUUUAUGUUUAGUACUUUAUGAUUUUCAAUUUUUUAGAAUGUUGAUUAACAAUAAUUGUUUGAAAAACUGGAAAUAUGUCCUAUGAAGAAUGCAAUGGCAAUUGGAGCUCUUUUUGAAGAUAUUAACAUCUAUCCGUUGGACAAGUUAUGUCUGAGAAGACUGAAGGAUAUGAUUAAUUUUGUAAAUAAUAACAAUAUAUUUUUAUCAUUUAAUGACCAUUUACAUGUAUUUGCUACAUAUGUUGAACUAUAGUAACAUACUGAUUUCAAUAUUUAAUAUUGAUACCAAUAAAAUUUGUAUCACAAGAUAUGAUAGAUAGUUUUAUAUAAAUUCUUUAUAUUAUUAUAAAUUUGCUAGUAGGUAAAACAAUAUGUAGUUCCUUCGGUUUACCAUAUGAAGCAUUCAAAUAUCUUGAUGUUAUAUGCUUAUUAUUUUUUAUCUUAGAAUUCAAGUUAGAAUUUAGAGAAAAGAUUUAUGUUUUUUUAACAGACAAUUUUACUAAAUAAAUUUCAAUUGACUUGAAAAGCCCUUCCAUUAAAUAAAAUUUUUGACAGUUUGACUUUUUGAUAUUUCUAAAAGUGAUUAAUAGAUUCCACAGAAAAUUAUAUAUAAGGAAACAAUAUCUUGGAUUUAAAUGUGAAUAUCUACAAUUCCUGUUAUUUGAUCUCCUUAUAUCGUCAUAUAUAAUACAUUCCAUUUUUUAUCUCAUUAGUGUUAACCUUGAAAUGUUUAUUUCCACUCGUAAACUGAUAUUUUACUUGUGUAUAUUAAAAUAAUAUCAUUUGUGGAAACACUCACUAUCCGCUGGUUUUGUUGAAUCUUCUUGGAAAAAAUCUACUAAUGUUGUUGGAUUCCAGUUAAAAAACUAUGAUGGAUUUUCAAAUCAAUCAUAAACGAAGUGAACCUUUUAAAAAAACGAUUAAACUAACGCUGUCAUGUUCAUUUGGGAAAUUACAAAUACUAAAGAAUCUAAAUGGCAAAGGGACAUCUGGAAAAAUUUCAUUAAAAUCACUGCCUAUCUGUGAACUCAAUGAAAAUUACCUGCUUAGCUUCAGUAAUGAGUGUUUAUAUAGAAAUUAUUUUAUUUUCAUUUUUCUUCUGUUUAUAACAAUUUCAAAUAAAUUUUAGUUUUAAAAUCACUGUACUUAAUAAGCCUUCGCUUGACAAAUAUUGGUCCUAGACUAUUAGUCCAUAUUGUCGAUAUAUGCUUUUUUGAAAUUUGUAAUAUGAUCGUACCUUUAUACAUUUAAUAUUUUUAUAUUUAGUUGAAUACAAUCAUAAAGAUUGUCUUCCGUAAUGAAGGAAGCGCCAGGGUGUAGUAUUUAAUUGCGACCUUUCAAUCAUUGGAUGUUUCAAUCUAUACAUUACAUACUAUGCACAAGGUCGUAUCAAUGUUGUUAGUGUAUGUGUAAUAAGGCUGUGUAAAUUUUCUUAUUUGUAACAAAAAAAUAUUUUCAGUUGUCAUACCUCACAUUUUUCAUCUAAAUUGUAUAGGAUGAAUCAUGAAAAAUUUUAUAUAAAUGUGUGAUUGUACAUAAUGGUGCGUAUUUCUUUUAUUAAAACUCGUUUGCUGAAAAUACCUCAAUCUUAGAAUAAGUAGUCAAUGGUUACAUCAACACAUACAUUAGAUAAAGUAGAACCUACAAGUGCGAAAAAUAACUUCUUAUUUUAGGAAUCAGUUGCUUUAAAUAUCAAUAAGGUUAUACAUAAAUAUUUUAUUUAAAGGUGAUUUCCAAUUUAUUGUAACACUAUAAAUAAUUUAUUACUUGCAUUAUAUAUUACACAUAUGUGUUAUUAAAACAAGAUUCCAGGGAUUGACCAAAAACGGGCAGCUUACGAUAGUUAAACUAUGGUUUCUCAGGAAUAUUCGAAGAAGUUCUGAGCAAACUGAUGUAGUAAAAUGGAGGAAGUCCUAAGAUACCCAUGAGGGUUGAAGAGUUGAAAUAGGGACUAAUGGGCCUAAAAUUAUUCUUAUGAAAAUAUUUUUCUGUUUUUAACUUAUGUUAUAUAGAAAGGUAUAAUGUACAGCAGGAACGAUCUCAGAUAAAAAUUAUUAAGAUCCUGAAUUACUUGUAAUUAGCACAUAAUAAAUACAUGCACCAAUAAAUAGAAAACUAAGUAUAUGUAAAUAUGUUGUAAAAGAAAAAUAUGCUGUACAUUAUUAAUCAAUUUGAAAGCUUUAUUAAGUUUCAAUAUAACAUACAUAAUACACAUCAUAAAAUAAAUCAAAAUAUUUGUCUCACUGAACAAUCUCAAUUUUCGAAUUUUGGCCAUUAAUAAUCCUUAACAACCAACUUAAUAUAAGAGCGAUGGAUUUUAAUAGUAAAAUUAAAACACUAUAUUUUAUAUAGAUUGGAGCUAUCAAUUUGAAUUUCUGCUAUUUUUGUAAAGUUUUAUAAUUAUUAUGUAUUUAUAAUUAUUUUAUAAUAUAAUUGUUUUAUUCUUUAACAUUGGACGUUCCAUUUUUUUUACACUACUAUGCACGUGCAGCCUCACAGACCGCUAUCUUUACGAGCUGGUUUCUAUUUUGAUGAGUGAGUAUUGUAUCAUUUUUUGUUUUUAUCCCUCAGAAUAGUUACUACAUGUAAAUAAAAGGUGUGAUUUUAACGAAAAAUGUAUUUAUUUUAACUAACGAUAUAACAAUCAAGGGUACUUUUCAGACUUUUUAUUUUAUUCUUCUUUGGCACACGAAAACUCAUAGUUUUGUCGCUUGUAAAAUCGAAUAAAGUUGAACCAAUCUCUCUGGACUUUUGUGCCUAAAUUAAAUUUGGUAUUUCCUUUUUAUUCUUUUCCAGUCCCAAUACGUUAAGUUUAGACAAAUCAUCUACAAGUUCAAUAGACGAGAACCAGUUAUCUGCUGUCACGUUCUUUGUAACAGCUGUGUCAAGCGUAGCACGCAUCGAGUGGGAGCAAGAAAUUUUCCUUGUCAGCUGAUAGUCCCCUGCCAUCGUUACUUUUCCCUGAAUUGAAAUAACCAUUAUAAAAGUUUUUGUUUUUGAGAAUUAGCGAUAAAUUUAUCAAAUAUUCCAGAAAUGGCGGACAGUUUAUCAGUCUUUAUUCUCUCGUUGCGAUCUGCUGGGUUGUCAAAACUUAGACUGUUCAGAAGAACUAAAAAUCUGGUUUCUGGCAUACAGCACCCAAAUAUUUCACAAACUGUUCUAAUCCAGCCAUUUUGAAGUUAGUCCAUAUCGAAAUUCAAAAUUCAAAAUGCUCAACACUAUAUUAUAUUGUGGAGAUCGAACUCUUUCGGAAAGUGGAUCUGUAUCCCAUUAACGAACCAAGAAAUAUCAAAAAAAACAUACAUCCAAUUAAAGAUUGGAACAUUCUUGAAAAGAAAACAAAUGAACGCAAAAUUUUUAGAAAUGGUUCACAUACUAGAAACGAGAAUGUUAAGAAUAAAAAGACCUAAAUAAUUAUAUAAGUAAAAUUUAUUUUUCUAUUUUAUAAAUUUUAAUGCAAUUACGAUGCUGGCUGCUGGUCAAUUUUUAUAUAUUAUUUUAAAUUGAUUUUCAUAAAAAGAAACCUAAAAUCAAAAUAAAUGAUCACGAAAAAAAAUAUUUACAUUUAAAAUCCAUCCUUGUUACCUGGACAACCUAAUCAUCCCCGAAUUCAUCUAUGAAAAAUUAUUUCCAAGAGAAAUCUCUCAGUUGAAAAUAAAUAUAUGGUAUGUAAGUGUUGACCACCAUCACGUUUUCUAAUUGAGGUCAAGUAUCUUUGGAGAUAUGUAGUCAAAGAGUUUCUUUUAACGGUCCAAAUUUCUUUUUAUAAAAAUGUAUAUCUAUUUAGACUAAAAGGUUUUAAGUCAGAUGGGAUUCAUUAAUUACUAUAUAAAUUACAUUCGUAAAUUAAUAUGUAUUUGUAACCUCAGAUAACUUAUCAUUUCAGUAUUUAAUAAUAUUUAUGGCUGAAUUUCUAUUCUCAAUAUAAUCCAAAUUAUUCAUCAAAUUUUAUUUUUGAGUAUAUAAAGUUUUUGCUGAUUCAUCCUGUAUACGCCCAUCUUCAGGCUGGAUAAAAUACAAUUUGUAAUUGGACUUAAGUUCUCCAAGACCAAGCAAAAUGUUAAAAAUAAUUGUAAAUCCAAUGUACUUCAAUAUGCAAACCUAGUAGGAGCAUCUGUUAGGAAUGCAUGAACUGAACUGUUCUCGUGGACAAAUCGCAAAAAAAUAAAAAACUAAAUUGGAUGUAGUUAACUUUUAAGGGUAAGUAACUUUUAAAGGUUCAGAGUUACGAAUAGUUAAAAUAUUAUCAAUGUAACGUUGUAACUACAUCCGCUUAGGGCAUCUAUACGAUGAUAUUAUAAAGUUGGUGUCAUUAUAUGUGCUUUUAAUCGAUUAAUAUCUACAUUUUUAAUCUAAGGGCGUUGUCAACUUACGUGAGCUUCACUAGUUCAAAGCAAAAAACGACAAAAUGUAUACUGACAACUUUUUAAAUAUAUGUGUAGUAAGAGUAAAAUUAUUUUUGUCAGUUUUCACAGUACACUAUUGCUCUCAUGACAAAUUAUUUUUAAUUGAAUUUAGUUAGAUGGAUGUGAUGUAACCUGGGUGACAACAAAAACUAAAUGGCAGAAUAUUUAUGGAAAUAUAUUUAUAAAAAGUUAUAAGAAUAUUUAUCAAAAUAUUCAGAAAUAACUACAGAUAUUAUAGAUAGUAUGUAAUCUAUAUAAAAAAGUUAAUUUCUCGUCUACUUUUGACCGAUGAAUUGGCAUUUAAUAUACAAGAUAACAUUAACCAAAAACUUUAAGUAUAUGUACAUAUCAUCUUAGACAGACCUAGAAUUGUUAAAAGUACACUAACUUAAAUUUACUUGACUUACCAAUUGCGCUAAAUAAUGAUUAGAUGUAUGUUUCUUUUAAUACUCCGUGAUUGUAAACUUCCAUCGCCUAUAUAUUGACGUCACCUUGGUACCUAUAAUGUGUUGAAAAUUGAUAUUUUUGAAAUUUU
Molecule: messenger RNA, 15000 nt
Organism: Diorhabda carinulata
Lineage: Eukaryota; Metazoa; Arthropoda; Insecta; Coleoptera; Chrysomelidae
Product: plexin-A4
Exons: 22
Coding region: 609-6362 (1917 amino acids)
Biological process (GO): sensory neuron axon guidance; positive regulation of axonogenesis; semaphorin-plexin signaling pathway involved in axon guidance
Cellular component (GO): semaphorin receptor complex
Molecular function (GO): protein binding; semaphorin receptor activity
Source: RefSeq, a predicted model, not a curated record